AUGCUUCGUGUCGUUACAAGCCGAGCAGGUGGCCGCGCGCCCCGGCGACACUUGCGUGCACUGCUGGACGUAUCGCCGUCCGACGGUAGUGUUGUUACAACUGCUUAUCCCACUACCUUCGCUCCCCCACCUGCGCCGUGCGCUGCCGCUCUCGCCUCCGCCAUCGCCCCCAUUCCCGCUACUCUCCCCUCCACCGUCGUCCCCAUUCCCGCUACUCUCGCCUCCGCCAUCGCCCCCAUUCCCGCUGCUCGCGCGGAUCCGUACUGUGGUGCCCCCGCUUGUAGCGCUGGCCCCUCCGCCGCUCCCCCGACCUCCUCCGCGAUCUCGCCAGUUCCCGUUUAUCCCGCUUACCCGGCUUAUCCCGCUCAUUCCUCCCAUCCCUCUCGCUCCGCCUAUCCCUCCCCCCGCGCUCAUGCGAGAUGGUAUGGCGGACAUGCGAGUGGAAAGGAAGGAGUACGUCUGCCCUGCCUGUCCCCCUCAGAGGUUGCACAGCUACUGACCAAGGGGUGUGCGCGGGACAUCCGCUCCGCGUGGUGCACGUGGAGUGACGCUGCCAUUGGGCACAUGCGCUCUGCUGUGCCUCCCUUCAUGCGCUCCCUCUCUCUCUCCUCUCCUGUCCUGCUUCCUCCCCUGUUAUCCUCCCCUUUCUCCUCCCUUCCUCCCUUCCUCCGUCCUUCCUCCUCCCCGCCCCUUCCCCCCACAGCCUUCAGCGCGCCUGCCCUUGUGCUCGCUGCGCUGCCGCUCACUCCACCCCCUCCUCCUGCCAGCGGGCGCAAUGCAGGGCUGGACUAUGAGGUGCGUUUUGAAGCAGCGGUACGUGAGGCAGGGCAUGGCAGCGCGGGCGCCAGAGGUGGAGGGCAAGGAGGCGGAGCACUGGAUGCUGCUGGACUGCGGUCAGUGUGGGAGGGGGAGGUGGGGAAGGGGGGGAAGGGGGGGAAGGGGGGAAAAGGGGGGAAGGGGGGGGAAGGGGGGAAGGUGGGGAAGGUGGGGAAGGUGGGGAAGGGGGGGAAGGGGGGGAAGGGGGGAAGAGGGGCAAGGGGGGGAAGGAGGAGGGGGAGAAGGAGCUGCUUCACCACACUUCCCCUCAGCGCAACUUAUCAUCACCCGACCUCAGUUCUCCAUCCUGUCUCCUCCCUCCCGUCUUCAAACCCUCCCCUUCCACCAUCCCCCGUCCCCUCCUUUCAUCCCACCCUUGACUCACUCCCUUUUGCAUUUCUGCGGUGGAGGACGUUGGUGCAUGUGAAAACGAAGGAACCCUUUUGGGAGAUGCCCUUUAAGAGCUUCCUCCCCCCUCCCCUUCAUGGUCCGUCCAACUUCCUGUUUGCGGCAUGGGAUGGAUACCUGCUCAAUAGGUGCUCUACUGAAAGGGUCCCCGUCUCCGGGUCCCCAUCUCCCUGUCGCCUCCUCUGGCGCACGGUGGUGCAUGUGAUGACGGAGGAGGGCAGGCAGAGGUACAGGGUGGAGGCACUGUGGGAGGGCAAGGGAGAGAGGGGGGAGAGGGGGGAGGGGGGGGAGGAGGAAACUGGUGCUGAUGCUGACGCACGGGCGUUGUGA
This is a messenger RNA of Closterium sp. Naga37s-1, 1554 nucleotides long. Lineage: Eukaryota; Viridiplantae; Streptophyta; Zygnematophyceae; Desmidiales; Closteriaceae. The record is from the annotation of a GenBank genome assembly.